CACACCCAUUUUUAAUCCAGUUUGCUUGCAUACAGAGGAAAUCAUACUCGUUCUCUCUGUGAGAGAAAGCAGUAGCCAAAAAAAAACUGGAAGAAAUAUGCGUGCAAAAUCUCUCUCAUUUAGUUAUGAGGCCAGAUUUGUAAUAAUUUUUCCUAUUGAAGCAUCGUUUAAUUUCUACUCGACAGAAACAAUGCCUGAUUUUCUAAAAACAACGGAAUUUUCCAACUGUAUGAAAACUACACUGGAAAUGUUUUCCAGGAUUUGGCGUGACACCACCUUUCCAUCCAGUUUAGGAAAAAGUGGGGGUUUCACCUUUAAAAAGAGAUUUACCCAGAGAAAGCUGAUUUGCACACGUAUUUUUCAUCCAAUUUGCAUACUACAGUGAAAUCAUAUUCGGUGUAGUAGCCAAAAAAAGUGGGCAUAAUCCCUCCGCCAGGCUGCAAAUGGGGAAGGGAUACGUGAAGGAUGUGAUUGAUUACUUAUCCCCCAUGAUAAGGUAAUAUAUCAAGGUCAAGUGUUUCAUUUGACCUUAUCAGGGGGUCGUUUAGGGUCAAAUCUUCCCUAAAAAAGGGCCCCAUCCAUAACGUAGGGCCCCCAAGCAUCCACCACCAGUGAAUAAGUAGGCACACGCUCCGCUCUAUAUAUUAGUCCAUCUACAGCACAGCAGGGCAAAAACAAACUCACGGCUCGGUCGAGGAGUUAAUGUAACAAUUAAAAGCCCAAUUAAUUAAUUGGUAAAUAAUAAUAAUUACAUUUCUCUGUCGUGUGCGUGCUGUAGGAAGUGAGAAAGAAAACACCCCGAUUUUCUGAGUGAAGCGAUUCGUGGAAUUUGCUUUUUUUCCUUAGCGACUAUUUAACUGCCCAAUUUUUGCCCAGUUAAAUUUGUGGAUUGAUUAGUUGGAGGUAUCGGUUUGUGCCUAGACACGGAAAAGGGAGGAAGUGGGUUCAGCAAGGCAUUGUCAGCAAAAAGAAGGAAAUAUUGGUUUAAUAGUUGGUUAGUUAAUUCAGUCGGCAAGAAUGUCAAUUUUUAUACGAAUUCGCCCUCCCUGGUGUCGUCCUCGUCGACCUGAUUGACGACCGUGAAGAAUAGAGAAUACAUAUUAUUACCAUCACGAGAAUAAGCUUCACAUCGUAAUUAAGCUGCUUCACGAUUUAGUAAAUUUAAUAGAAAAGUGAUCCCUGGUUAACGUUGGUUGCUUUAAGGACAUUAGUCCUGCGACCUAAAUUAAUAAUGAUUCAUAACAAGAACGGUUCUCGGAGCUCUUUCACGCUCCCGAAGCCCACUCGGGACAUUGUCCUUCAAACCAACAGGAUAAAAAAUCCGUUCGAUCCUGACCUUCAAGAUGCUUUCAAAAAAUUUGUUAAUCACGUCGGAAACCUUAAUGAACAUGAAGUUGAUCUUCCCGAAGUGAGUCUGUUGCUUCGUGGAGCGUCGAAAAUUUAUUCGGCGCAGGUCGACAGCGUAGUGAAAGAUGUGGAAGAACUUUUACGCGUCUGCACUCGAACUAAAACGGCCUCGUUUGAGAAAAAGAAAGCGAAAAAGGUUGUCUCGGAGAUGGAAGAGGAUGCUCCAGAUGGAGAAUCCAGCACAGAAAAAGCAAAAGAGUUAGACGACUUGGAUCGGUCUUAUAUCGGAGAAAUUGGCGUUGAAGAAACUGCUCGUCAACCGCUGGAUGAUGACGUCGACAUGUCCGAUUCUGGGAUAGGAUCUGCAGAUAAUUCACCCGAAUCAGAAAUUACAGAAAAUAGUGGGGACCUUCUCGCCCCCGAAGUUGGUGAUAACGGUGAUGGUGUUAUAAAUAUCGUUGAUAUUGACACCAUUACACUGGAUGGUGAUGACGAAAACCAGGCAGUCCUGCCAGCGGAAAGCGGAGAAGCGGGAGGAGAAGACACGGUCUUAGCGAAUGCGGAAACCGAGGAGUUGAACCCCCCAUCCAAGGAAGGAGAAGAGAUCCGACCUAAGGCGAAGAAGCCCCGCAACGGAUUGCUUCCCCCUCCGCUCACUUCCUGCUUCGACGAGUGGGACAAUCUUGUCGAUUCUGGGCUGCUCGACCCGAACCGCUUGGACCCUCCUUUGCUCGACAAAGCCAUCCGUCUCGCAAAGCGGAAAAUGUACGCGGAAGACAACAUCCCCACCGCGAAGAAGGCCAGAGGGGAGAAUGAUUACUCUGAAGAUAGUGGGGUCGUCAUGUCUGAAGAUUUGCCUGUAAACGGUGCUGUAGAUGCCGAUAUAGAGGAAAAAGACGAGAAGCCGGACCUUUCAACCCUUCCUCCCAUGCCGGGUUUCCUCCUGUCGCAAGAAUUUCCAUCCGCGGCGGCCGCCUCCUUCUCCCCCGAGGACCAAGCCAUCAUACAAGAUUGUAUACAUGAGCUUCACUACCUCCCUUUCACCUUCGGCCUUUCUAAAACGGACCUAUCCUCUGCAUUCUCUCGCACCGUUGCCAGAAUGUCGGAUGUCUUCAAGAAGAAUAAUGUACCUGUGACUAGACACAUGGUCAAAGAAGCCUCUGUGAUAGCCAAAAAAACGAGUCCGGAGAAGGAAAAGACGAACGGCUUAAUUCAUCCGGUUGCUCACAGUUUGGGCGACAUCUACAACACAUUUGUAAACACGUGUCGAAAGGAGUGCGAAACGUUUAUCCACAACACGUCCAUGUCCAUCAUGGAGCGGUCCAAAGAGAAAACUUUUGCGGAGAGUAGAGCAAAUAUAAGAUCCAUGAUCUCAGAACUGCAGAGGAACAUUGUCCCCAAGUUUGCACGAGUACCUUUGAUGGCUGAAAACACACCCGAAUUUUUUCAACAUGUCACAAACUUUGAGAAAAAGAUGAAAAAGAUAUUGGAAGAGGAGGCGAAAAAGGAUGAGUUUGAUGUCAGGAAGUACGAGCGAGACGUAUUGGAGGUGACGGCGAAGGAAAGUUCUGAACUUGUAGUGAACAGUACCGGUGUAGCAGGAGAGCGAUUUGACGAUUUUUUGGUGCCAACGUCUCCGCUGAUGAGGCAGCAAAGUAUUGACGAGGUUGGUUUCGACCCGGUCCUCUUCGCCUCUCAAUCCACCCGCUCCAGCUUCGACGGAAGUCAAAUCUCCAGCCUCGUAGGAAGCAGUUGGGUCCCUCUCAAACACAUUUUCAAUCAUAUGAAGAGUUUUGAUCGCACAGAGACGGCGAGGUCGAUCUAUGCAGUGCUGGCCCUGCUCUCCUACCAAAACCUGGACAUCAACUACGACCAGCUGUACUCGCACGAGUCCGCCGUCCUCUCCGGUGUCUCAAAAGAGGACGAAAUAGACUCCAAGUUUCCCCGCGGAGUUAAAAUAUGCACGUCCCGAUGUCCCGACGCCGACAAGGAAGAAGUAUUUCUCGCCGCACUGACGUCCGAGUCGCGCGACGAAACAUUCCGCCACCUCCUCAACGAGGAAGCGCGCAACAUUGAAGAUGCCGCGUCCUCCUCCUCCUCCUCCUCCUCCUCCCGUGGUAAGAAGAAAGGAACUUCCGCCGCUGCCCUCGCUGCUGCCGCAUCACUAAAGUACAACGAAGGAAGGAUCGACGCGGGGAUCCGAGAAGCCAUGGCGGACUUUGUUGAAGAAGACAGCACCGUGUUCACUGGUCGAUUGUUUGCCAGACAGCGGAAAAGGAAGGCGACAGUCGUAGCAAGUGAGAGCACCACGAUGCCAAGUUGCAGCGCUACCACCACCCCCAACACCACGACUACCACGUCAACAAACCCUGCCAACAAAUAGGCUAGAUAGGCGACCACGUCCGAAGUAUUAUUCAGAGGCUUUAAUUAUUUAAUUGUCAACAUCACUGACGCAGUUCACGCGUUUUAUUAUUAGUGUCAGCUUUACGAAGUUCCCAAUAUCAUGAACAGUCUCUCUCGCUAUUCAGGUUGAAUUCAGCCCUUAUCGUUCUCAACCAAAGUUGAAUAAUCGUUUAGAACUUUAUUAUGAACCCACAAGCCUACUUUUUUAGAUGAGUGGACCUGAAAUUUUGAAAAAAUAUUUAAACUCUUGAAAGGUUGCUAAUAGUUAGAAAUUUAUGAAGAAACAUAUCUUGAUGUGGCAAUAAUUUUUAUAUAUUUUUGAUACUCUUUUUACUUGUUACUUUUAUCUUUAUUUACUUGUUUUCUUUGUUAAUUCUGAUAACUUUGUAAAAUUGUUUAAAGGCAUACAUUGAGUGGGAAAGUGCAAUUUGAUAUCACAUAAUUUGUAUUUUUCGUAACCCCAGUCAAUCUUUGAUGCUAAUCGGUUGGAUUAUAUAUUUUGGUUAGUUCGUAGAAUCAGCGCAUCACAGUUCUUAGUCGAGAAACGGAAAUGAUAAUACAAUUUACAGAGUAAUAGUUUUUAAAAAUAUUGAUAAAUUAAGGUUACAGCGACAAUGUACUUGUUUCAUGUGAGUCGAGGUUUUAUUGAUGAAUGUUUAUACAAAUAGUAGAGAAAUAUUUAUGUGUGAGUGGCUAUUUAGUACAAAUUAUAUAUUUACAUUCUCGAUUUCGACAUGAAAUAUUAUUUCCGCCCAAAUAAAUUGAUGGUACAAAGAGAAA
This is a messenger RNA of Folsomia candida, 4530 nucleotides long. RefSeq lists its product as uncharacterized. The record is from RefSeq and is a predicted model, not a curated record. The transcript is spliced from 13 exons. Lineage: Eukaryota; Metazoa; Arthropoda; Collembola; Entomobryomorpha; Isotomidae. The coding region runs from base 1232 to 3730 and encodes 832 amino acids.